AUGUUCUCCUCUAUCUUCUCAACAUCCCCGCCAGUCGACCCAAAGGCGCCUAAUUUCCAUCCAGUAUCGUCCGCACAUGGCGUCUCAGACUUGUUUGGUGAGCUCGAGCCCAAGGACACCGAAUGGACUUGCCCGGGAGGGUUUGCAGUGGAGACCCAAAUUUGGUACCAUGCAUUGGACGACGGGACGUCUUUGAUGUGCCAGGUCAUCCAUUCCUCCGUCGGCGUGUGGUAUCCUACCAUCCAAUUUACUUGCAAGAUCUACAAUCCCGCAACCAACGAGCGUACCUGGAAAUCGAUCAAUGUCAGCAACUUCGUCACUCCGCCUCCCGGACUGGACAAGCGUUCUAGCAAGGCGGAUCAGUUCAGUAUCACCCACCGCUCGAAUCCGGGAUCCGACACACCCGAGUCGUACAGUAUCCGCGUCAACCUCGAUAAUGACUUACAGAUCUCGCUAGAGGUCACUCGUCCUGCCUCUGCGCCUGGCUGGAAGGUGGGCAAAGGCCCCAAGGGUGGCUUUUCCUACUUCGGACACGAUCCGGAACACGCAGAAGGCUAUGUCGUCCAUCGUUUCUGGCCGAUGGAUCUCGCGACCGGGACGAUCAUCCAUAAGGGUCAUGCCAAGCAGGUCUCAGGCCCAGGCAUGUUCGUGCAUGCCAUUCAAGGCAUGCGACCAAACCUCGUCGCGGCGCGGUGGAACUUUGCGCACUUUGUGAGCGCCGAACUCGGAGGCUGCUCUGCGAUUCAGAUGGAGUUCACUACAAUCGACGCGUAUGGGCGGCAGGGUGCUGGCUCCGGGUUCGUCACCGCCAACGUUGGUUCGCUUGUGCUCGGCGGAAAGCUCGCAGCGGUCACGGCGGAAACGAAAUGGCCGGACGAGACAUUGCCGGAGUCUGCGGAUGUCGUGUCGCGUGCGGCACACUCAAAGACGGCGCUGGACGCAGAGACGGGCUACAAUGCACCAACGGAGCUCGUCUUCCAAUGGGCGGCGCCCUCGAUUAUUGCGGAGGCACAAGGGCCAGUUGAUGCGACGCUCAUCAUCGACGUCGGCUCACCUGACGCGUACAAGGGCCUGGUUGAGAAGGUCGACGUGCUUGCGGAGAUCCCGUACGUGAUCAAGACGAUGGUGAAUUACGUGGCUGGCACGAAGCCGUACAUCUAUCAGUGGUACAACCCUGCAACGCUGCAGGUGAAUGUACCCGCUGGUCUGAUUCCAGACGUCUCUGGGCCUGCCUCGAUCAACGGAACACUGUACAAUGAAGCCACCUUCAUAUCCUAAGUGUAUACCAUACGCAUCCUUCCACGCACUGUCGAUGAUAUCUGAACAAGACUUGUGUACAUUCGUGUUUGUUGUAAAUGUGAAACUGGAGGAAAUAUAGUCAUGUGUUAAGCCCC
Messenger RNA from Postia placenta MAD-698-R-SB12, 1394 nucleotides. RefSeq lists its product as hypothetical. The transcript is spliced from 4 exons. Gene Ontology annotation, cellular component: cytoplasm. NCBI's taxonomy places the organism in Eukaryota, Fungi, Basidiomycota, Agaricomycetes, Polyporales, Adustoporiaceae. The coding region runs from base 1 to 1278 and encodes 425 amino acids. Gene Ontology annotation, biological process: response to oxidative stress. The record is from RefSeq and is a predicted model, not a curated record.